AUGACUUCCUUAAUCAAAUUCACGGCCCUCCUCUUUAUCUUUGUCAAAAUCGUCGGCACAGCGCCCCCAGAGCAUAUCUUCCAGAAACCUGAAGACUUCCAACGCACUGACGACGAUGUUGAAAACGCCCACCGUCACAAUGCCAACAUCCGAGCAUGGUAUGAUGUGCACAGACGCAACCGCCGAUGGGACAUUUAUCUCGGUCUUUGGCUUGCCAAGCUCGCAGUCGCUCUCCAUAGUUUGGUCGUUACAAACGGCCACUUUCCCGGAUCACUGGCUGGGUGGUGUGCCUACGUGGUGGUGUAUUUCUUCCUUGCUGAGGUGUUGAUGAUUGUAGAGAGUUUUUGGGGUAUUGCCUGUGUCGUAUUUGGGUGGUAUAACCUAUCUGCUAUGUGGUUCAAUCUUUGA
Fusarium odoratissimum NRRL 54006 is the source of this 408-nucleotide messenger RNA. RefSeq lists its product as uncharacterized. Lineage: Eukaryota; Fungi; Ascomycota; Sordariomycetes; Hypocreales; Nectriaceae. The transcript has a single exon. The coding region runs from base 1 to 408 and encodes 135 amino acids. The record is from RefSeq and is a predicted model, not a curated record.